CCCGGGUCCUAACAGUCAAAAGUAUUUAUCUGAUCUGGAGCAGUGCUGUCCGUGUAAAAACAAAUUUCGGCGUUCUCAUCCCUCCUAUGACAGAGUUUUAGCAUUCUUUGACAGAGAAACCCCGUGAAAAUCAAAAAUGUUUCUGUAUUCUCUCUGUAAUACCGUUCUCUGAACCCCAUGCUGUUCUCCGGUAUGUCUUGCAUGCUUGCCGUCAUGACUGCUGUCUGUGUGUGUGUGUGUAUGUGUAUGUGAUCGCCUAUCUCUCCCCAAGCCCCUCCUUAAUCACCACAGGGUUAUCAGAGACGCAGGGGGAGAGAAGUGGAGAAUGUUAAACAAAACAUUCUUUUUUUUUUACAGUCUGUUAAUUCAUAAACACAAGACACUCAACAAGAACUACCAAAAAAGAAUAAAACUGUGCAGUCAUCUGUUGAAUAUAUACCGUUCGGAUAAAUAAAACCGCGCGAUGUAACUGCUUUGAAAUAUACCGUACGGGUAAAUAAAACUGAACAAUGUAACUGUUUGAAAUAUAUCAUUAAUAAAAACAUGAACAGUUUGACUGUUUAAAAAUAAUUCAAUCAGAAAAAAUAAGUUCCAUCAGUCUUUUUUAAUCGGAAAGUUUCAACAAUGUAGAAAAACAUAUAGUUUUGAAAAACUGUUUGUUAAACAUUUUAAAUGGAAACGUAUGCAGAUGAAAACUGAUAGGGGUGUGGGAUGAAUGACCUCAAAGUGUGGAAAAAAAAAAACCUCCAGGGGUCGAAAGUCGCAUCACACUUGUUUGUUUGAACAGAUAAAGACGAGUCGGUGUUUUUUUUCUCCAACGUCCAUUCAGCAAUGCUGAAUUUUACUCAAAGCUUCUGAAAUUUUAAAAAUAUGGAAACGGUACGUGGUUUAUUCAUCUCGUUUGGCAAUUUUUAGCAUUAUUUUUACACACUUUUUUUCUGAUGAUCUGUUGUUUCUAAAAAAAGCUGUGUUUUAUAGGCGAUGAGAUCAACUUUGACUUUCUUGAGGCCUUUACCGAGGAAGAACUACGAGAAAUCGAACUUCACAUUGAGAACGCAGCUCGGAACGAAGCAUUUAGCAACCAAGAAAUUUGGAGCGAACAUGGCUGGGAUAUAGAGGGCCAGGACGCAGCUACGUUGACACGACAAGUGAUGCGGGAUUUAUCCAGCUUCAGAGCCAGGCAGUGGCAGACCGCGCCGAGUGUCUCCGGAGUUCGGGUUCUCUACACUCCGGGCGAUUUCAGCUCCAUCACGUUCCAUCUCCCUUGACUCUACCGCCGGCGUCUCCUCUCUUCUCCAUUGGAUCAUCACCUCUGACGUCUCCCGGUCCUCCAGCUCCUCCUCCUCCGUCUCCCGAGACCGAGGCAGAGGUGCCGGGUUCCACAGGUCCAGCAACGUGCCAGACCUUCGCCCCACCGCAGCUCCCCUGAUUGGGAGCAGCAGUAGCAGCAGCAGGACCGCUGCAAACGCGUUCCCCGAGACCGAUGCGACGGUUCCGGGUUCCACCAUUACACACCUCCUGUACCACCACCACCACCAGCGCAGCAGCUCCCCUGAUUGUGAGAAGCGGCAGGACCGUUGCAACCGCAUACCCCGACACCGAGGCAGAGGUGCCGGGUUCCACAGGUCCAGCACCGACCCGGACCUACGCCGCUUCCGCUCGCACUCCCCCCACCACCUCCCUUGAUCGGGAGAAGCAUCAGGACCCCCGCACCAGCCUCCCCCGAGAGAGCCGCCACGGUGCCGGUCUCCAGCACCCCCUCUCCUCCGACACUGGGCCGGACCUACGCCGCUCCAGCGGCGGUGCGUGCUCAUCCCAGGAUCCUGACAAAUAGAACCGCCAGACGGAACGGCGCCAUAAGAGGCUCUUUCACCAGACAUCGCAGGAGGAGAAGGGACCGCUAUCUGCUUGAUACCCUCAGAGACGAGUUGACGUGUGCAGUAAAUGAACUUUUAUGCGCAGGAUCAGCAUAUUUGCGGAGCUUACAAGAAUGCAAUUACAUCGAAGAGGAUUUCUGUUUUUCGCUGUUUUAUGAGGUUUGUUUGGUUUUUUUUCUGUUUUUUUUUGUUGUUGUUGAGGUGAAAAUAUUGUAAAACAAAAAACAAAACCCUAAAAAAAUCUGACAUUAAACCCAGAAUGGCUGAAAAGGCAAGCGACCGAUCUAAUGAAUUACCGACCUUAAACCCUCAGCCAAACGAUUUUUACAAUUUAUUAAAUAACGCGAGUGAUGUAAACCCACAAUCCGCCACAAGCGGUGAUUUUCAAGAGUUGAUACAUUUUGUACAAGGGACUCGUUCGGAUUUUGAUAGUUUGCUAAAUGUAGAGCCUGAAACCGCUGCAUCCGCUGAAUUUCACAAUUUAAUAAAUGACGCCAACCCAGAAUUCAUCACAAGCGUGGAUUUUGAAGAUUUAAUACAUUUUGUACACGGUAAUCGCUCGGAUUUUGAUAGUUUGCUAAAUGUAAACCAUGAAAAUACACCUUCAUCACCACAACCACCUUCACCUCCUGCUGAUCGCUGUUCAAACCAACUGGGGGGUCAAAUUCUAAAUACAGCCCAGCAGGAGCCUGACACUUCCCCAGCUCCUGCAGCCUGCAACGCUCUGAAUGAAGUGCAUAGAAAUAGAUUUAACAACGUAGAAAUAAGACAGUUAUUACAGUUUCCACCCCCUACGGGUGUACCUGAUUACGGUUCAUUUUAUGGGGAAGUUAUGGGAACCGCUCACGAAUUGUUUCAAAGGGUCUCUUCACACGCUAGACCUCAGGACAAAAUUCAGUUGGAACUGAGGGGGGAGAGUCUGACCAGAAAUGUCACCAGCGUUUUAACCAACGGCGGAGACGACGAGAACCUUUCAGCAUUUCAUUAAGAAGAGAGCCUUGGAAAAAUUGUUGCACAGCAAAAUCCUUAAAAAAAAGAAAAGGUUUCUGUACAUAGUACAAAACUCUGAUGACAACAUGUGCUUUUCCGUCAAUGUAGCUCAUCUGCUGUUCCCCUCUCUCACCGACAGAGAGGCUGCCGGGAGAGGUAGAGAGAUUCAAAUCGCUGCCGGUUUAAACGAUCAGAACCAAGUGACCUUUAGCGAUCUGUCAAAAUUUGAACAGUUGUUGGAUUGUAAAAUUGUGGUAUUUUACAGAACGGAAGACGCGCGCACUCUCUCAAAAUUCCAAACAGGCUGUCCUCGAUAAAAUAAAACACUCUAUUUGUUUCUGCACCAGAAUCAUUAUUACGGCAUCAAAGAUCUCAAGGGGUUUCUCGGCUCCAAGUACGCUUGUCACUACCGUUAUUCGGGUUACGACAACUUACUGAGUCAUCACUGCCCCGUGCACUGUACAGUGUGUUUACACCCCGACUGUGUUCAGACAGAGUACAGAACCGUCCUGUGCUCAGACUGCAAUCGCGUCUGUCGCUCCCAGAGCUGCUUAGUUAGACACAAGCAGCCUGUCAAGAGACCGCGGGCUCAAAAAUCAGUCAGUCAGUGCCAGCUGUAUAAACGGUGCGACAAAUGCCUCAGAUUGUAUUACAUCCCCGUGUCUGUUGAAAUGAAACCUCACGUGUGUCAAGCUAUAAAAUGUAAAAUCUGCGGCGAAUCCACAGGGGACCCGUCGACCCCCCAAAACAGAAACACGCACCUGUGUUACAUACAACCCGUUAAACCGUCCGAGGACCAUUCAGAAAAAAUAAUAUUUUACAAUUUUGAAACGUUUACAGAUGAACAAGGCGUCCACAUUCCUUUUUUGGUCUGUGCUAAAUCACUACAGGGUCAGAGGUGGCACUCUGAAGGGGUGAAUUGCGCCAAAGAGUUUGUGCUGCGCUUUAGGAGACCUAUGUAUCAGAAAGCCAUCUUUGUAGCUCAUAAUUCUAAAGGUUUUGACAGCUAUAUAGUACUCCGAGCCAUGGUGGAGCUGGGUCUUAAGCCCUCUCUCAUUAUGCACGGGAGCAAAAUACUCUGUUUCACAGACCCUGACUACAACCAGCGAUACAUCGAUUCCCUGAGUUUUCUCACUAUGCCUCUAGCGGCCAUGCCUAAAGCUUUAGGCUUCCCUGACAAAAGCAAAGGUUUUUUCCUCACGCUUUUAGCUCUUUGAAUCAUUUAAAUUACAUUGGCCCUUACCCUCCUCCUCAGGCUUACCACCCGGAGAGAAUGAAGCCUGAAGCCAGGCGUGAAUUCAUGGAGUGGUACGAGACCGUGCGCAGAGGAAUUUUCAAUUUUAAACAGGAAGCUCUCUAUUACUGCCAAAACGACGUAGAUGUGCUGGCGGAGGGCUGCAUGAUAUUCAGAAACGGUUACAUAGAAGAAACCGGCGUGGAUCCGCUCCCCAGUAACACGAUUGCAAGCACUUGUAUGAAAACAUUUGCAUGUAACUUUCUGCAGCCUAAAACCUUAGCCAUACCGUCGCCCGACCAUUACACCCGACAAUACAAAAGCUAUUCACACGCCAGCAUCCAGUGGCUGGAGUGGGUGUCUCGUGACCGAGGCGUCUUUAUUCAGCACGCUUUGAACGCCGGUGAAAAGCGGUUGGGGCGAUAUUUUGUGGACGGCUACUCAGAGGCCGGAGGUGUUAAAUAUGUAUGGGAAUUUCUGGGUUGUUUUUAUCACGACUGUCCCUCCUGUUUUCAGCCUCACGAGACCUGUUCUCUGACGGGGCGCUCGUUUGGAGAGUUACACUGCGAUACCAUGGCUAGAUUAAACGCAUUAGAGUCUAAGGAAGGGGUUAAAGUGGUGCUUAUGAGAGAGCAUAGCUGGGAUGAAAUGAAGAAAUCAAAUCCCUCCGUCAGGGCUUUCCUGCAAGAUUAUCGAGCUCCUGAGCCCCUCCACCCCCGCCAGGCUCUGUACGGCGGCAGAACGUGCGCGGUCAGGCUCAGGUAUUCUGCAGCAGCGAACGAGAGCGUGGAAUACGCUGAUGUCACCUCACUCUAUCCUUAUGUCAACUGUAGCUUUCCCUACCCGCUAGGUCACCCUAAAAUAAUUCACACAGCUUUUAACAACCCUCAGAGCUACUUUGGGUUCAUCAGGGCUGUGGUCUACCCUCCCAGAGGGUUAUUUUCCCUGUUUUGCCUUACAGAACCGGCUCGGGUAAGCUGGUGUUUACACUCUGCCGCACCUGCGCUGAGCUUAACAAUCAGCAGGGUGCUUGUAACCAUGACGAUGAGAGCCGCGCAUUGACAGGUGUCUGGGUCAGCCCCGAAUUUAACAAAGCUUUGCAGAUGGGCUAUCGGGUGGUUAAGGUGACCGAGGUGUGGCAUUUUGAGAACCGGGACGACUCUGUAUUCGUAGGCUACAUACACACUUUUCUUAAGGGCAAACAGGAGGCUUCAGGAUAUCCUCCUGAAGCAAAUGACAGUGCCAGCAGGCAGAGAUACAUCAGGGAGUAUCACUCUCACCAGGGCAUUCUGCUGGAUGAGAAUAAAAUUCAUCCUCACCCCGCUAAAAGACAAAUCUCCAAAUUGUGUCUCAACAGCUUCUGGGGAAAGUUUGCUCAGAGAAACAAUCUGCGUCAGACGGCUCUGGUCACCGAACCAGAAGAAUUUUUUAGCUACAUGUUCUCUGAAAAAUACAAUGUAAAUUACUUCUCUUUCCUCGAUGACAGAACCGCUCUGGUUCAGUGGAGCCACGGCGGUCGUUAUAUAGCACCGCCUAACAAAUCCGAUAACGUUUUCAUAGCGGCUUUUACCACAGCGUACGGACGAUUAAAGCUUUACGAGUAUCUAGAGGAGCUCCAGGGGCACAGACAGCAUAAUUUACGUCACCAAACAGGGAGAGAACCGACUAAAAUAUGGAAAUGAUCUGGGGGACUUAACGGACGAGUUAGACGGUGAUAGCAUAGAAGAAUUCGCAGCCGCGGGUCCUAAAAGUUAUGCUUAUCAAACCAGAAACCGUAAAAAAGUGGUGUUGAAGGUGAAAGGUAUCACUCAAACUCGAGAAUGCUCUGAAAAAGUAAGCUUUGACACAGUGAGAGAUCUGGUCGAAGGCUUUGUCCAGCAGCAGCAGCAGCAGCACGAGGUGCUGCAGCGGUCUCUGACCCCUCAGCAGCAGCUCCGGCGUUCGGAGGAAGGGGGGUUUAUUGACACCCCGCAGCAGGGCAUCGUUAGAGAUAAAAACGGUUUUGUCCUAAAAAACUCUUCAUUUAGCAAAAGGUUUCAGGUUGUGUAUGACAAGAGACGGUUGCUGCGUAACAGUCAAACAGAGCCAUUUGGGUUUUAAUUUUUAAUUUUUGUUGAUUUUUUUUAAUGUAAAAAAAUGUCACAGGAAAUAGAUUUCUAUCCCAGAUUAUGUAUGCCUUUUUCAGCUAUCAUAGUCGGGCCUUCGGGCGCGGGAAAAUAUUUCUUUGUGAAACAGAUUCUCCAACACCCCAAACAUGUUUUGAAUCAAAUGCCUGAGAAUAUUGUCUAUGUGUACACCUCCUUUCAACCCAUGUACGCUGAACUGCAGAGAACGAAAAAGAGAUUAAAUUCGUUGAA
This is a messenger RNA of Acanthochromis polyacanthus (spiny chromis), 6458 nucleotides long. RefSeq lists its product as uncharacterized. Gene Ontology annotation, biological process: DNA replication. The record is from RefSeq and is a predicted model, not a curated record. NCBI's taxonomy places the organism in Eukaryota, Metazoa, Chordata, Actinopteri, Pomacentridae. The coding region runs from base 4141 to 5163 and encodes 340 amino acids. The transcript has 3 exons. Gene Ontology annotation, molecular function: DNA-directed DNA polymerase activity; nucleotide binding; DNA binding.